Messenger RNA from Synchiropus splendidus (mandarinfish), 8367 nucleotides. It is a transcript of the gene lrch1, whose product is annotated as leucine-rich repeats and calponin homology (CH) domain containing 1. The coding region runs from base 169 to 2457 and encodes 762 amino acids. Lineage: Eukaryota; Metazoa; Chordata; Actinopteri; Syngnathiformes; Callionymidae. The record is from RefSeq and is a predicted model, not a curated record. The transcript has 19 exons. Gene Ontology annotation, molecular function: protein binding.
UACAAAACUAAAAAGCGGAAACAGCUCUGACAGCUCUCAUGCUUCACUUGACUCGCAGCAAGGAACCGAACAGGUCGACGCGAGGCGGGGGCAGUAACUGUUCCCCUUGUAGAGGAGCCGCUCUCCUUAUUAAUACGCCAAAUCGCUGCCUGGAACCAAAGCGAAACAAUGGCGACCUUGGGAUCGGAGUCUGCUCGGUCUUUGCCGCUUCUUACACAGCUCGAGUCUUCUCUUUUGGGCCAAAAUCAGAACGGAAACCCGCCGCCCAACCGGGGCUUGGAGAGGGCGCUGGAUGUGGCAGCGGCCAGCGGUGUUCUCAACCUCAGUGCCCGCAAACUGAAAGAGUUCCCUCGAACAGCAGCCAACCACGAUCUUUCCGACACAGUGCAAGCAGAUUUAUCGAAGAAUCGACUUAUUGACAUGCCAUCUGAGAUCUGUUUCCUUGUUGCCUUGGAAAGUCUAAAUCUGUAUCACAACUGCAUCCGGACCAUCCCAAGCAGCAUCAUCAGACUGCAGUCACUCACAUCCUUAAAUAUCAGCCGGAACCAACUGAGUUUCUUGCCAUCCUGUCUGCAUGAGUUACCUCUGAGGGUCCUGAAUGCCAGCAACAACAAGCUGGUCAAUCUGCCAGAGACCAUUUGGAAGCUUCACAGCCUCAUGGAGCUGGAUGUCAGCUGUAAUGAGAUCACUGCUCUGCCUCGUCACAUUGGACGACUUCGAGCUCUGAGAGAACUGAACAUACGCAGAAAUUUGCUGUGUGUCCUUCCUGACGACCUGGCCGAACUUCCACUGGUCAAGUUUGACUUCUCUUGUAACAAGGUGUCGACCAUCCCAGUGUGCUUCAGGAAGAUGAAGCUGCUACAGAUUUUACGCCUUGAUAACAACCCUCUCCAGACUCCACCGGCUCAAAUCUGCAUCAAGGGCAAAGUUCACAUCUUCAAAUAUCUGAGCAUGGAGGCGUGUCGAAGUGACAGGAUGCCUGAUUCUGUGUACCUGUCUGUCAUCGAGCACCUCAGCCUAUCUCGGCCUUCCACUGGAAGUGUGGAGGAUAUGGAGCAGCUGAGGAAGCAGGACGGUGACUCAGGAGUCGGCAGUGACAUUGGAGACAAGAGGCUUUCUGCCAAUGAGCCGUCUGAUGAGGACAGUCUUAGUCUCAAUGUUCCCUUGCAGCACAUCACUGAGGAGGAGGGGUUGGAUAAAGAUGACUCCAGUGAGCAUAUCAGCUCACUCACAGUGGAUUCCAUUGCCAGCUCCGUGCGUCUGAUUGAGGAUAGUCCUACAGAAGCUCUGAUGGCACACUUGGACGAUAGAGACUCUCCUGUCAGUGCUCGGUUCCAUAGCUACAUCAAGGGGAGGACAGCAGCUGACUUUGAUGAGCCCCUCAGGAUAGAUGAAGACUCCCACUGGUCAACAGAACAAAGGUUGACAGGCUCUAAUCUUCCUAAGGAUAUGAUCAAACAACUUAAGGAGGCUGUGCAGCUGCUGCAGGACCCUUCCAGGGUGAACUCUGACCAGCAGGAGCUUCUAUCUGGUGUGCAGCUUUAUCCACUAGAAAUCAUUGCAGGGGAACGAUUCGUCAGAGGACAAGAAAAUGAAGUCAGGUCCGGAUCUCAAUCACAGAAUGAACAUCUCCGCUUUUCUGGCCCCAGAAAGCAGCAGCUCCACAGGCCAUCCACGAGUGGAUAUUCAGCCUUCUCCACGCCUCCAUUUAACCUGAAACCUCGAUCAGCCCCACCCUCACUACCAUGCUCCCCCCCUACUGGCCGUGUAGACCACUCCCUUCUUCUACAGGCCUCACCCUCACAUAGAGGUAAACAUUGUAGUCAUCGAGAUGGAGGCAGUCACAUGUUCCUGAAGAGCCACGUGAGUCUGGAGUCAGUGGAUCCUCAAUUCACCAUUAGGAGGAAGAUGGAGCAGCUGAGGGAAGAGGUGGCUCUUAUGGACCAGCUCCGCAAUAUAAUAGAGAGCAGGUUAAAGGUGGUGCUUCCUGAAGAUCUGGGCUCCUCUCUCAUGGACGGAGUUGUCCUCUGCCACCUGGCCAACCAUAUCCAGCCUAGAUCAAUCGCUAGCAUCCAUGUGCCCUCCCCUGCCGUUCCCAAACUCAGCAUGGCCAAGUGCCGGAGGAACGUGGAAAACUUCUUGGAUGCCUGCAGGAAGAUUGGCGUGGAGGAGUUGUCCCUCUGCUCCCCCCUUGACAUCCUUGCGCGUCGUUUGCAGCCUCUCCUCACCACAGUGCGGCUACUGGUUAGCUUUGACGGUACCAACACGGUCAAGAAAAUGGACAAAUGCCUAGCCACUUCUUCUGAAUAUUCUAAGUCCCUUUCAUUGUUGUCCGUGGCAACUCAGACAACCCCAGCCCCAGCCUGGCAGAUGUGGGAGCUUGUGGGCUCAAGUCUUGUUCAUAUCCUUUGUCUAGUUUUGCUUUUUGUGAUCUAUAGUUGGAGUGAAAAGAGAUAAUCAUAUUUAUGAGUAACUAUCCAUCAGAAGACCUUCACAUAUUUAUGUUGCCACUUCAAGUCAUGGGAUUAUGAUCUAAUGAGUUUGGCUCUUGUGGAACAAUGACUGUCCCUGUAGCCUAUCUUGAGACGAGGGCAUGUGAAUGUGAACCCAAAGCAGUUACUUACGAGGCUGUAGUAGUGAUGACCGCUAUUAAAUUGUAGAGUAGUACAAUAGUGCAUCCACUAGCAUCAUCAUUGUUGGGUUAUUGGUCUGAAGCAGCCAGCUGUUUGUCUGGAAAAGAUGUCAGCACUAUAAUUAAGAAAUUAGUCAUCAUUCCAGAAAGAAGAUUGGAAACAUAUUUUUGGUUAGAUUCCAUGGCACAAUUUGCUUAUCUAAACUAAAUGUUAAUUUUACAGUCUGUUCAGGGGCUUCAGAAUGAUACUGGAACCUCAGUGUGACACUAUUGUACUACUUCUUUCAAAGAUCAUGUCCAACUUUUCUCACUCAUGUGCUGUAAAUGUUUACUUGUCGGCCUCUUGCUCUGCAGUAUCUGUAAGUGCCACAUGAUGAGGUCCACAGUUUUAACCAUGUGUAGUCAUAUGAUAAUGAGCUUUGCUGCCUUUCAGCACCAUAAUACGUUUGUUAAACUGCAACCUAUAAGGCACAUUGGUGGCACUUCCUGCACCAUCUUGGAAUGAUCUAUCUACACUACACCCAUUUGAGAUGAUACAUUACAGUACGAGCACCGCAGAAUAGAAUAUCCACACUUGAUCAUGUAUAAACAUGGGCAGAGACACAAAUGUAGUUGGCUAACAACAAUUCGGAAGAUGUUGCAUUCAAUGCAUGCCAAUGAAAAUGACUUUUUGGCAGAACUUUUGAGUUUGGGUCUCCUCUGGCAGACUUACAGAGUCAAGGAGCCCUGACAGGUUCUGUCACAUCUGGAUUUCAAUCUAGACUUGACGACAACUACCAGAAACCUACCUGAGGGUCUAAUGGUCCUGGCUGCCUUCAAGGCAAUAAGCAUUUCUUCAAUGUAAUUGGGGGCCAAACCAUGAGUGUUUGGACCUCUACAUUGGAGAGACAAAGAUACAUAAACGCUCAGUUGGUGCAACGUCUUCCGUACAAAACUCUGCAGCCCAUUUAGACCUCGAUGACAAGCGACUCUUUUUAAAGGCAGCAAUGUCCACAUUUGAAACAUUUUGACACCAUCUCGCAUCUCAAGGCAGAUCAACUUAGAGCAGUUGCCUAAUUACACCGAAUGACAGCCCUAAUAAUAUUGUUGAUCUAACUUUUGACAAAAAAGGACUUGUUUACAGAAAAAAUACUUUUUGUACAAAUAUUUUGCAAAGUUUAGUCAUCAUAUUGGUUUGGUUCUUCCCAAAUUCAUUGGUGAACUUUUGAAAGUACUUUCAAGACUAAAGCUCUGGUUAACUGGUUUGACAAUAGUUAUGGUCAUGAGCUGCUCUGAAAUCUCAGUCCUUUUUUUGUCUGCUCCCCCUCCCUACUCAUGCAGUGUGCUGGACCAUUGUCUUUGUAAUAUGCUGGCUCGAUGCUACCACACUCAGCCUGCUGGAGCAGUUUAGAGGAAAAUUAAGCAAGUGGUGAAAAUGUGUUGAAAUCAAAAUAAAACUUUUAAAACGACAAUUUGUUUUUUGCCAAGCUUAUGUAGCAACAUUGUUGUCAGCUGUUGUUUUUGGACCCAGAAGGCGAAAUGUCCAAUGUGAAUUAUUUAAUGCCUUGAAAGUUUGCAUUACAUCAUGUAAGGCUUGAUUUCUCGAUGACUUUGCACAAACCCACCUGAAUAGAAGUGCCAUUGUUCAUGUGUAUCUGAAAGUUGUGAUGUCACAUAUUCGAGGAACUCACGUGAAGUUUCUUCCCCUGAUCAUUCAGAUUGAGAUGAAAGGGUAGCACAAGAGUAGAACUGCAAAAAACUAAAAAACACAUUAACCUCAUGAUGUGGCACUUAAACAUAGAAGUCAUAAAUGGUGUCAGGCAAUUAAAAGUGACCUUAGCAUUGUUUUCUGUAAUCUAACUGUUAUCUAUAAUAUAUGGUCUGUCAAUAAAGCUGUAAAGAGAAAUAACAUGAUGAGAUUAUAUUAUUGUAUUAUACAUACUAUAACCGCAACUGAAGGCCGCAAAACCGGAACAAUAGGACAAACACGCAAACAAAAAGUAGGCGGAUUAAUACAUUGCCAAAAACCAGGCCCUGUAUUUGCCAUUAUAAAUCACGCAGAAUGAAGAAUGGGUGGAUUAAGCUGGUUUUUUUCUAGAUGAAGCUGCUGCUGUGUGUAAACAGUGACAGCACCCCUAAAGUCAGCAUCUCAGUCAGGUUGUGUAAGGCGUGGUUUUGCUGUAACACUAAAUACUGUUGAACUGCCACUGCAGCCAGUGAAGUGCCUCACACGCAUGUAAUGUAGUGCAAGAUCUUUAGGAAACUUAAAUACACGCACACCAAUUCUGUGAACGAUAAAGCUAAACAUCUUCAUUGCAGUCACAGCUGCAUUGCAUAGACUCAUGGAUUUAUUGAGUCUAUGUUAAAGGGGACCACGCUUGGUAACCCACAGUGAUGGAGUUGUCAGCAGUGUUAGCAAGAUGAAACAUCACCAUAACUACUUUAAAGGUGUGAAAGGACCAUGCUCAUCCAUUUCUGAGUAAUUCCCCCGGAAGUGAGCAGGGUUUUCUGUUUCAUGGUGCAGGAUGCAGCAAACCUCUCUGUCAGUUGCUGAAGCACAGAUACUACACAGAAAUCACCGCCUGGACAACCAAUUGGAUGUUGUAUCAUUCCUUGAUGUUAAGUGUAACUGUGACUUCCAGAAAACAUUGUUUUUCACACGCUUCACACACAGGGGGCAGGCAAAGAAUCGUUGAAAAAUAGGAAAAAGAUUAUAUACAGUAGUUAAGUUUCAUCAAGUUUGUUUCAUCGCCUUCGCUCUUUUUACAUGUGACCGACAAUUCAAUCGUAACUUUUUUAGUGAAAGUUAAAUAUUGGAUUUUGGUGGAAAUUGCCACAUUUUAGAUUGUUGCUGAUCAGCUGUACUAAACCACUAUACACAUGUUUAUAGUGCCACAUCCAUGCUAGCCCCUUUAAUAAAUUACUACGACAGUAAUUAUGUUCUCAUCUGUAAACACUGUUUGAGGGCAGACUGAACAACACCACUCAAGCUUUUUUUUCACUGGUUUUGGUAAAAUGGCUUCUCAAAACGGACCCAGGUCAUGAUGUUAAUGGUUCCUGGCACAAAGUAAACCAUACCAUAUUCCCAUUGCCUGUUUGUGUUGAAAAUAAAAUACAGUAAAAAUGACGUCAAUAUAAGCAGAGGCCUUUAGGAAGAGGACACAACCUCUCUUCAACAGACAAGUGAGCUCCUUUAGUCUGCAUGGAUUCUGGAGCAUCUGUACCUGGGUCAUGGCUGGGCGUGGAGUGGUCUCUCAGAGGUAAAACCUUGUUCUGACCGGAACUCGCGCUGACGUUCGUAAAGCUACAGAGCAGAGCUCAGAGCAGGUUCAUUCCAACCAGAUUCAGACGCAACUACCCGAAAAUGAAUACUAAAUUGGGAUACCAGUGUCCAAGGUACGGUAACAAGUCCACAGGAUUGGGGGAGAGGAGCAGCGAAGAGCAGGCAACAGACACACUGCGAAACAAGGAGAUCAAUCAGAAAACUCACAAUCUCAAAGUGCAUGGAAAACAUCCACGGUUAACAGAAGUAUCAUCCACAAUACGAGUACGGGCACGGAGGGUCAUACCAGGGCCGGGAAAAACAAUAAACUGAUGCCGGUUGUCUUCUGGCAGGCGUUCAAGUAGUGAGUUAGUAGUUAAGGAGCAGGACGUUGUCCAUAAAAAUGAGAAAAAACGGAGGGGCUUGUGACAUUUUUUUUAAAACAAUGCACAUGACGAUGAUUUCAUAAAGGCUGGACUUAUUUCAUACUUAUUUCUCAUUGACCAUAAGAACGAGUGUAGUAUUCAGCAUUCUUCAACAGAUGUUGAGGACAGAAUCAUCGCACAUUACCUUUAACAUGAAUACAUGUUGGCUCUUUACCGUUUCAUACCGCUGUUCGCUCCGGGUUGCCCCGUCCAUCUGACGUUGGAUAGUAUUACAUUAGUAUUACAGUUAAUACUUUGGAUACUCCAUGAUACUUCCACAGACAUUUUUAUUAAUUGUUGGGGCCAAAUAUGCCAGAUUUUGCGGCAGAAUAAGAAAAAAGAUUCUAUGAAAGUUUUGGUCAUUUGGUCAUGUAGCUGGAAUUAGUUUCUGUGAUUUGAUUUGGGACCUUUAAUAUUUACUUGAAGGGUUUCGUAACUUUAUUCAAGGAACAUUUCCCCUGCAGUUGGUUGAAAGAUCUGUGUCAUUCUAGCAGGAGUACAUACAAAGGAGUUGCUAGCUGUGAACCUACGUCAACACAAAAACUAUCGUCUUCCUUAACUGUCAAAUACAUAAUUUUUUUUGUCCUUUGACAAAAAAAGUUCUUCACACUCUGUGUAUCCCCCGCCAUUGCAGGAUUGCAUGCUUUUGAUGUCAGAGGAGAACAAUGUCACAUGGUUGUCUUAUUUCGCUGCAAGUCAUUUGAAUUAGUGAGAUGUAACUGUGAUUUGUAUGGUUUAGCGUUUAAUUUUACUAAUAAACACAUUCUUGAAUAAAUCAUGACCGGUGUGGUUGUUUCACUGCCAUACUCUUGACCCUUUGAAGACUAUCAUAUUGACACAUUGAUGAUGAAAAUAAACAUAUAGACUCCCACCUUUACCAAUGCCAAAAGUGUGGAAUAAAGAUUGAAUUCAGUGUUGUGUUUUUGCAGGUAUCUGUUCAUCGAUGAAACAGGAUUGAACAAUUGUAAGCAACGAUAACAAUCAUUAUAUUGAUAGAAUUGAUAAUAGACUGAUAGAUAGGUUAUUCUAAUAUUAAUAUUAAUGUCAACAAAAUGACCCCCUGCUCACUCUGUGGCGGUGACGUUGUUAACUCUGGUGCAUCACAAUUAACAAAACCUAACAGUAGCCAAAUUGUGAGAAGCAGCAUCACUGAAUUAAACCAACAAGCCAAGCAGAAAAUAUGAAGCCUGGCGUAGUUACUACUUUGCACAGGCAGAUGGCAAACUGCUUUAUCUUCAAUCUGAGCAAUGUGUGGCCAUGUUUAUAUGAUUGUGAAUAAAGAUUGAAAACUUCCCCCAGUCAAUGAGUCAAGGGUGUUUGUAGUUUUGUAGUAAGAACGUAACAGAAUCCAGGGGCCUCAUAUAUCAACCAUGCGUGCAUACAGACGUGCAUGUCGCAUGCGUGCCAACAUUCCCACGCAAAGUAUGGCAUUCAUCAAUGUGUACUUCUGCGUAGUAACAGAAACGUAUUUUGUUCACAUCAGUUGCAUGACCGCCAUUUACCUGUAGAAGGGGAUGAGUACAAGUGACACACAUUCACAUUCAUAAAGCCUAUUGUCGGGCGGUUUUUGAGUGUCCCAGACUUCGGACAAAUCGGAGAUUUAUUUGCUCCUGAUUUCGAACGAACUCGAACGUCUGUGUAGCAUCAAAGAGUGGGGUGGGGGGUUGCGGUCUCUGUGUGGGAUCAGCUGUAUCUUCAGUAUCACCCUCAAAAUACAGGCAUCCUGUGGUAGAAAAAAACCCCCACAAAUGUAUAACACAUUUUACCCACUGGUGAAAAAAAGAAGGUUUUUAAAUUUUGGAUAUUUCUACACUUGGAAUAGCAUCAAGUAUGUGUAAUAGAUUGAAUGAGUGUUUAUUUCAGUUCCUUCUACAUUGUAAAUGUGUUACAUGACAAGUUAUAAGAUAGUCUUCGUAAUUGUUACAUUUCUGGAACACAUUCAGUCAAUAUUUCAUUUUACAUGAUACAGGGAUUGAAAAGGAGCAGGGUCAACAACAGUUCUUGUAAUGUCUUCAACAUAUUCCCACUAUCCCUAUACCUUUUUUUUUUUUGGAACAGUGGUUGCACAU